UUCCAUUGCGGUCGUUAUUUGGUUUUUCAUUUCUGCAUUAAAUAUUUACGCUAUUUACGAUAUGGCAUUAAAUGGGGUUGCUGGUAGUUAAAGAUCAUAUAGAUAUAACACGCAAUACAUAUAAUAGACAUCAUGACAUUGUAAAAUAAUUAAAUAGUACCAUAAUUGAAUUAUGAUGUAAUGAGUAGAAGACCCAUACCGCAAAUAACACCUGUUACCUGCACCCCAAACAGUUUUUUUUUUUCAUUGACUCAUAUCACGUGCAAGCGAUACCGCUAUCAAAAGUCUCCUGUGUACCCCCAUUGAAAAAUUUUGACUCAUAUCGGUCACUAUAAUCUAAACACGAUUCAAUUAUCACCAGAUUCAGAUCUACAUAUAAGUAGACACAUUCUUUUAACUUAAAGCGUGAAAUAUCACAUUACAAAGUCAUAUCAUUUGAUUUACUCGUACCAUAGUUAGUCAUCAUCGUCAUCUUCAUCUUAAUUAUCGCAUAUCAUGUCAGUGUCUCCAGCAUUAUCAGCUCGAUCGUAUAAUUCCGUAUUGGAUUUUAAAUCUACUUCAGCUAAAGGUGGUUGGAUAGUUCAAAAAUUCGGUGGUACAUCAGUUGGGAAGUUUCCUACUAAUAUAGUUGAUGAUAUCAUUAAAGCCUUUUCUGCCAAUAAUAGAGUUGCCGUGGUUUGUUCUGCCCGUUCUUCUCAAACCAAAAGUGAAGGUACCACUUCAAGAUUAUUAAGAGCAGCCGAUUUAGCUAAUGAAAAUAAAGAUUUCCAAAACUUAUUGGAUGUCAUUGAAGAAGAUCACGUCAACAAUGCCAAAGAAUUCAUUGUUCAUAAACCUGAAGUAUUACAAAAAUUAAUAGAAGAUACUAAACAGGAAUUAUUCCAUGCCCGUGAAUUAUUACAUGCAUGUCAAGUCAUUGGAGAAAUAAGUCCAAGAUCCUUAGAUUCAAUCAUGUCUAUUGGAGAAAAGUUAUCAUGUUUAUUCAUAUCUGCAUUAAUGGUUGAUCAUGGUUUAAAAUCUAAAUAUAUCGAUUUAUCUGAAAUUAUACCGUUAACUUAUGAUUUCAAUCAAGGGUUCGAUGAUAAUUUUUAUAAAUUCUUAUCUCAACAUUUUGGUUCUUUAAUAUUAGAUUUAGAACCAGAUGUGGUACCUGUUUUAACUGGUUAUUUCGGUGUGGUCCCUGGUGGACUUUUAAAUGGAGUUGGUAGAGGUUAUACUGAUUUAUGUGCGGCUUUGGUUGCAGUUGGAGUUCAAGCUGAUGAAUUACAAGUUUGGAAAGAAGUUGAUGGUAUUUUCACAGCUGAUCCAAGAAAAGUUCCUAAUGCUAGAUUAUUAGAUAGUGUUACUCCGGAAGAAGCAGCAGAAUUAACUUAUUAUGGUUCUGAAGUUAUUCAUCCAUUCACAAUGGAACAAGUUAUAAAAGCAAGAAUCCCCAUCAGAAUUAAAAAUGUUGAAAAUCCUCAAGGUAAAGGUACUAUUAUUUAUCCUGAUAAUAUUGCUAGAAGAGGUGAAGAAACUCCACCACAUCCACCAGCUGCAUAUGAAACAUUAUCACCAAACUAUAUCUCUACUCAUAAAAAGAGAUCAGCAACCGCUAUUACUGCCAAACAAGACAUUGUAGUGGUUAACAUUCAUUCUAAUAAGAAAACAUUAAGUCAUGGCUUUUUAGCCCAUAUUUUCAAAACCCUUGAUUUAUUCAAAUUAGUAGUUGAUUUAAUCUCAACUUCAGAAGUUCACGUUUCAAUGGCUUUACAAAUCCAAAGUGAUCAAGAACCAGCUUUGAAAUCUGCUGUGAAAGAAUUAAGAAAAAUGGGGUCAGUAGAUAUCACAAGACAUAUGACUAUUAUUUCCUUAGUUGGAAAACAAAUGGUGAAUUUCAUUGGUAUUGCCGGGAAUAUGUUUAAAGUAUUAGCUGAUGAAAGAAUUAAUAUUGAAAUGAUCAGUCAAGGGGCCAAUGAAAUUAAUAUAUCAGCCGUUAUCAAUGAUAACGAUACUAUUAGAGCAUUACGUUCUAUUCAUGCUAAAUUAUUAGAAGGAUUAUAUGAACCAAUUCCAAGUGCAGUUGAUUUAAGAUUAGAAGCACUCAGAUUUACAUAAAACAAAAAAGAAAGACAUUUUGUACAUAGACAAUUAUUUAUCAUGUAA
Scheffersomyces coipomensis is the source of this 2145-nucleotide messenger RNA. It is a transcript of the gene HOM3, whose product is annotated as aspartate kinase. Gene Ontology annotation, molecular function: aspartate kinase activity. The record is from RefSeq and is a predicted model, not a curated record. Lineage: Eukaryota; Fungi; Ascomycota; Pichiomycetes; Serinales; Debaryomycetaceae. Bases 496 to 2097 code for a protein of 533 amino acids. Gene Ontology annotation, biological process: L-homoserine biosynthetic process. Gene Ontology annotation, cellular component: cytosol. The transcript has a single exon.